GUGAAAGAGCAAACAGUACUAGCCAGCAAGCUCCGGGUUCCUGCCGCCUGCAGUUCGUAACCUGGUGUUGCCUGGAUCAAGGAAAGUGCAACUGACCCUGCAGCUGGACCUCUUAAGUGAUCUUUGGGGGCCACUGUGCAGGUCCUGAGUUGUGACUGAGCUUCUUCCCCUCUUGCAGGAAGAUACAUCCCUGGGAGCUUCAGGCCAUAGGCUUGUACUGUUGGGGUAGAAAAAAAAGGAAACAAAGCAAACAAGCCAAGAAGAAAAACAUGAGUCUGGAAGCUAAGUACCGUGCAGCUUCCCUGUAUGUAGGCGACCUCCACGAAGAUGUCACGGAGGACGUGCUGUUCAGGAAGUUCAGCACAGUGGGACCGGUGUUGUCCAUCCGAAUCUGCCGGGACCUGAUUUCCCAACGUUCACUAGGCUAUGCCUAUGUGAAUUUUCUGCAGGUGAAUGAUGCUCAGAAGGCCCUAGACACCAUGAACUUUGAUGUGAUCAACGGUAAAUCUAUCCGUCUCAUGUGGUCUCAACCGGAUGCUUGCCUGAGAAAAUCGGGAAUUGGGAAUGUGUUUAUCAAGAAUCUGGACAAAUCCAUUGAUAACAAAACCUUGUAUGAACACUUCUCACCUUUUGGAAUGAUCAUGUCCUCCAAGGUGAUGACUGAUGAAGAAGGCUCCAAGGGCUAUGGCUUCGUGCACUACCAGGACCAGAGAGCAGCGGACAGGGCCAUUGAGGAGAUGAAUGGGAAGCUGCUGAGGGAGAGCACAUUGUUCGUGGCCAGAUUCAAAAGCCGUAAGGAUCGGGAGGCUGAGCUCAGAGACAAACCCACCUUUUUCACUAAUGUAUAUAUCAAAAACUUUGGAGAUGACAUAGAUGAUGAGAAGCUCAGGGAAGUUUUCAGCAAAUAUGGCCAUACUUUGAGUGUUAAGGUGAUGAAAGAUGCCACUGGGAAGUCCAAAGGCUUUGGAUUUGUGAGUUUUGAUAGCCAUGAGGCUGCGAAAAACGCAGUUGAAGACAUGAACGGACAGGACAUAAACGGGCAGACGGUUUUUGUAGGCAGAGCCCAGAAGAAGGUAGAACGGCAGGCUGAGUUAAAGGAAAUGUUUGAGCAGAUGAAACAGGAAAGGAUCCGUGCACGUCAGGCAGCUAAGCUCUACAUUAAGAACCUGGAUGACACCAUUGAUGAUGAAACACUGCGCAAGGAGUUUUCUGCUUUUGGGUCCAUUUGCAGAGUUAAAGUGAUGCAGGAAGCAGGGCAGAGCAAAGGCUUUGGCUUGAUCUGCUUCUUCUCUCCGGAGGCAGCAGCUAAAGCAAUGGCUGAGAUGAACGGCCGCAUCCUUGGCUCCAAACCCCUCAACAUUGCACUGGGUCAGAAGCACUGAGCCCAACAUGAUCCUACCUCUCAAUCCGAGCAGCAGCUAGGAGAACAAUACUGUUCUCCAUCUUUCAGGUGCUAUAAGGAAGGGUAAUCUUCAAAACCCUGUGACUUCUUAAUUCAUUGCAAUUGUGCAACGAAGUGUAUACACAAAAAGAUUUCCUUUUAUGUGAAUGUAAAGUGUGCAUUAGAAACUUGUUUUUUUUUUUCUUUUUACAAGGCAUAUCUUCAAUUUCUUUUUUAAAAAUCUUAUUUUCUACUAUUUAGAACUAUUUAGUUGGUUACAUUUAUAUUAUAUUUUGAAUUAAGUGAAGUAAAUACUUGUAUCUAUUGAAUAUUUUCUUUCAGGUUAAUAUCUUGUGAUACUAUGUGUGUUAAUAUCUAAUUUCUCCUAUAAAAAUUGUCCACGACAAAUUCAAUUUUUUUAAAACUAACAGUAAUCUUAACAUAAUUUUGUUGGCAAUUGAAAAUGUAGAAAUUGGAAGAUAGAAUCCAGCUAAAUCACAUAUUUCAUUUCUAGAUUAAUUCCUCCAAACCAAAGUUCUAAUAUACAUGCAUGCACAUUUACUGGUGUAUUUGGUUUUAUUCUAUUUUAAGAUGCUGUUAGAGCUUUCUGGGGUUUUGUUUUGUUUUGCUUCUUACACUUUUUUUGUGUGUUUACUGUAAUCUGCUUUUUUUUAAAAAAUGUGUAAUUUUACUUCUAUAGUAAAGCCUUACUUUUUCUACUUCCUUAUGUUAUAUACAUCCAUCUAUGCUGUUUAUGGACAUUUAACUUCAUCUUAAAUAGCAUUACACCCAUGUGGUUCAAUGUGAUGUAGUUUUAUGUUUUUCACUAGAUGCUGAUGUUAUGAAAGUCAUAUCUAUGCAACUGAGAAACUCCUUAUAAUGUCAAAAUUGAAAAAAAAUCUUCAUGCUAUGUUUUAAUAAUCUAUCCCGGUGUUCAGAAUGUAAGUGCCUUAUUUUUAUAAAUCUCCACCUCCUUUUAUUAGAUUGUGUUAGCUCUUGAAUUUGCUUAUGUUGCCCUUGGUCUUGGCUGGUAUUCCAACAAACAUGAAGUUAUGUUACUUGCUGUGUGUUUUAGCAUGUGUUUUAUUUUGACACUCUUCCCACAUGUUGUCUCUAUUCUGUCCAUAAAUUUUAGCUCAUUUUUACACAGUUUUACAAAGACACUGUCAUAUUGGCUUUUCGUAUGAACUACCUCAAAUCUAUUUGAAAUAAGAGGUAAGAGUUAUUUACUUAGAACUUACUCAUUAUCUUAAACAUGUUACCAAAGGUUUGAAAACCCAUGUUGUUUCUGCUGCUUUCCAUUAGUUCUGAUUCUUUUGUUCUUCUCCAUUUUUGAUUAUUUGGCCAUUUCUUAUUACAACUUUUAAAUUCAUGUAUUACAAAUACAUUUCUUUUCUUAAUAUUUUAUGAGAAAAGUUUCAUUUUCUGUUUAUAAGUUAUAUACUUUGCAUGUUUUUCUAAUCUCAAUGAGAAAAGAAAAGUAAAAAAAGUAAAAGUAAAAAAAGUAUUUUUAGAAACACAUUCUGCUAAAAUCGGCUGCAUAUGUCCGUAACUUUUUUUGUGUACACUAGGAGCUGAUUUAGGAAAGUUGACAUCAUCAAUUUUGUUUGACAUUUUUGUUUUGGAUUUGAUGUUGUCUGAAGCUCAAAUGUGACUUACUCAAGGAGCGAUCUUCCUAUUAUGUAAGUGAUUUUGACUUUGGCCAGUGCUUUUUGCAUUAUUCCUAAACUCUUGGGAAAUAUGGAUGUCUUUGCAGUGCUUCUCCUGAUCUUGUCUUCUGCCAAGAUAACUUGAACUCACGCGUUCUUCCUAACUACUACUGAUGUGCUAAGUAUUCU
Molecule: messenger RNA, 3219 nt
Organism: Mastomys coucha (southern multimammate mouse)
Lineage: Eukaryota; Metazoa; Chordata; Mammalia; Rodentia; Muridae
Gene: Pabpc4l
Product: poly(A) binding protein cytoplasmic 4 like
Exons: 2
Coding region: 270-1382 (370 amino acids)
Cellular component (GO): cytoplasmic stress granule; ribonucleoprotein complex; nucleus
Molecular function (GO): mRNA 3'-UTR binding; poly(U) RNA binding; poly(A) binding
Source: RefSeq, a predicted model, not a curated record